This is a messenger RNA of Aquila chrysaetos chrysaetos, 930 nucleotides long. RefSeq names its product basic proline-rich protein-like. The coding region runs from base 1 to 930 and encodes 309 amino acids. NCBI's taxonomy places the organism in Eukaryota, Metazoa, Chordata, Aves, Accipitriformes, Accipitridae. The transcript has 2 exons. The record is from RefSeq and is a predicted model, not a curated record.
AUGCCGACACGCUUCGCAGGCGGCGGCUCACGCUUACCCGCCGCGACCCCCAAGCCCUUCCGUCCCGCUCCCGCCCGCAGUCCCGUCUCCGCCGGGUCCAGGCGAGCGGCGCCGCUGUGCGGGAGCCGCCUGAGAGGGCGGGGGGGGGACGGACCCGGCCACAUGGGGCGGAAAGGCGGCCCGGCCGGCCGGCCUGCCUGCCCGCCACCCCCGCUCCUCAGCGGCGGCAGGCUGCUGCCGCCGCGGCCGUUGCCGCCUCACCCCGCUCCCCCCCAGCCCCCGCCCGCCCCCCGCACCUCAACCGCCGCCUUCAACCGCCGCCCUGCGCGGCACCGGAAGCGGAAGGAGCGGCGACGGAAGCGGCGGGCUGAGGUCGAUGCCGAUGGUGGGGCUGGGGCUGCCGCCGGGCGGCCGCGCGGGGAUGGAGCUGGGAGGUGGCCGGAGCCGGUAAGCGCUGGGCGGAGGACGGCCGGCUCCUUCCCCUCGGCCGCUCUCCCCGCCUCUGCCAGGCCGCGCCGCGUUCCCCCCCCGCCGAAGGCUGUGUGGCGGCCGCGGCCGUGCCCUCCCGCCGCGGCGGUCGGCGCUCGGCCCGCCCUCAGCCCCGUCCCCUCCUGCGGCAGCGGCUGCUCGGACCCCGCGACCGGCCCCUUGCCCGCCCUGCUCCGCCUGCGGCCUCUCGACGCCUUCCCGCGGUGCCGCCUGCUCUCGGGGCAGAGCCCGCCCUCCCCUCCGUGCCCCGGUCUUGUCUUCUGGGGCAAAGCCUUCCUCUGCCCCCCCUUCUCCGUGCUACGCUUCGAGCCCGGCAAGGCUGAGGGGAACUCGAAAUGGCAGUUUAAGCAUAAAGAGCGGCUGUGUUGCCGGAUUCCUCUUGCUCGGGAGCAGCUCAGGGUGCCUGCCUUUUCCUUUGGGAGACAAGCACCCGGUGGCUGA